CGGUAAAGAUUUCGGAUAUAAAAUCCAUUGCGGGAAGUUUAGAGCGCUGUUCGUUUAGGAAGACGCGCCCACUGUGCGUAAAAAGGCAGGAACAGGCAGGACGCAGCCCCACGCAGCGCAACGCGUCCUCUGCUGUUCACCUGAGACAGCGCAGCCUACAGACAGACGGACAGGUACACCGAGAAAACAGAGCCGGAAGAACGAGCAGGUCGACUUGUCCUGAUAGUACAUUCUUCAAUAGUAACUCCAGAAGUUUCCUAGAUUUCAUAUCUGCCCUUUGCUUUUUUUUGCUUUUUUUUUUUAAAAACGCGAUUUAUUUAUGAGAGUGAAGCGGCGUUGGAGAAAACAUGACAGAGCAAGGAAAGAAGUUGAUUCUGAUCGUGGUGGAUGUUCUUUGUGUCGUUGUUGCGGCUCUGCCCUCAGCCAUCCUGACACUGAUGUUUAGUCCGUACCAAAGAGGAAUCUACUGCGAUGAUAAGAGCAUUAGCUAUCCCUACAGGAAAGACACCAUCUCCCAUGGAGCAAUGGCUGCCUUCACCAUCACCUGCUCCAUUGUCAUUAUUACCACGGGAGAAGCCUACCUUGUCCACACAAAGCGUCUGCACUCCAACUCCCAGUUCAACCAGUACUUGUCAGCUCUUUACAAGGUGGUUGGCACCUUCCUGUUCGGAGCAGCCGUCAGCCAAUCACUGACAGACCUGGCUAAGUUCACUAUAGGUCGUCCUCGUCCAAACUUCUUGGCUGUGUGCGCCCCGGUCAGCUGUAACGGAUACUUGCUGCAGAUCAACUGUACCGGCCACCAUCGCAAUGUUACUGAAUCCAGGUUGUCGUUCUACUCCGGCCACUCGUCCUUCGGGAUGUACUGCAUGCUCUUUUUGUCGCUCUACGUCCAGGCCCGAAUGCAGGGGAAGUGGACACGACUGGUUCGACCGACCAUCCAGUUCUUCCUGGUGGCAUUUUCGUUUUACGUAGGAUACACGCGCGUGUCUGACUACAAACAUCACUGGAGUGACGUACUGGUGGGACUGCUGCAGGGAGCACUCAUCGCUAUACUCACUGUCCGAUACGUGUCCGACUUCUUCAAGCAGCGCCCCCCGCUCUGCACACACCCGGACACAGCAGAGAUCGAACACCUGGAACGCAAACCGAGCCCGCAGCCUCCUGACUCGCAGCACAGAAACCACUACAACUACUCUGGACCUGUAUGAGCUCUUCAAAGCAGCAGCUGCUCUUGCUAACUUGGGCCUACACACUCUCUUAACAUCAGCUCAGCUACCAAAGGACCUGUGACUUGUACGGAAAAACAUCACAAUUCAUUAACCACUAACUACAAAUUCAGACUAGACCUGCUCCGCUCAGCAAACGACUUCAAAACUAUUUUACAGCAAUGAAAACUCAGAUUCCCCAAACCUGUUGGAACAGAAGCUCCACAGUCUGUGUCUUUUAGUUGAGUGUGUGUGUGUGUGUGUGUGUGUGUGUGUUGCAAAAUAAUGUGUGAUUGUUUUUGUGUACAUGUGAACCGAGUUGUUCUGUUCGAAAGUGUGCAAUGAUGUAUGUUUUUGAGCUGCUUUUAUGAGACAAAUGUUUUAGAUUUGUGGUGGAGAAUUUAAGCCGAGUUAAACCAAAAAAGCAAAGACUGCUAAAGAGAUCUUUUAAAUUUCAAAAACCACGGCAAUUUUUUUUUAUCUUUGUCCUUGAAAAGAGUGACACAACCUUGGAGGCUGAAUGUUUCCUACUUUGUUGCUUACUGCAGUCGGAUAAGACUUUUAUUUUACUUUACACUGGAGCUCGAUUAUAUCUGCCUGUUCCUGCAACUUUAGUCAUUUGUUAGUCGUCCUCUGCAGAUGUCUGUAUUUUCGUGUCUUUAGAAGAUAUGCAUGUGAAAUGAUGGACUGCUUUAACAAUAUACAUGAUUUUGUAAAGUGCUAACAUUUUUAUUCUAUUUUAUUAUUUUUAUUAUGUUUAUAACUACUGUAUCUAAUAAAAAGUGUAGCUUUUUAAGAAUGCAUUACCACUACUUUGCUGUGACGUUACAGUGCAACUUUUUGAGCUGGCAACAUUCUUUGUUUUUUUAUAUACACAAACUUCACCUAAAUGAAAAGGAUGGACAAAGACAAAUGGAGACAUAUAAUCAUUCUAUUAACCAACCUUUUUUUUUUUUUUUUUUUUUUUUUUUUUUUUUUUUUUAAGUUUUCUUGAAAUGCAAGUGCUUGUAAAACCACAAUGUCUCCAAGUCUGAUGCAAACUGAACAUCUUCUUUUCCUUUUUAUAACGUGUAACCUAUUGUGAAACUGCACAUAAUGUAUUCAAUUCUUUCUUUCAGUCUGUUUUGUGUAGUUUUCUCCAUAAAUAUUAGCCAGCA
Molecule: messenger RNA, 2362 nt
Organism: Anoplopoma fimbria (sablefish)
Lineage: Eukaryota; Metazoa; Chordata; Actinopteri; Perciformes; Anoplopomatidae
Gene: plpp2a
Product: phospholipid phosphatase 2a
Exons: 6
Coding region: 348-1208 (286 amino acids)
Biological process (GO): signal transduction; phospholipid metabolic process; phospholipid dephosphorylation
Molecular function (GO): phosphatidate phosphatase activity
Source: RefSeq, a predicted model, not a curated record